This is a messenger RNA of Nicotiana tabacum (common tobacco), 927 nucleotides long. RefSeq lists its product as uncharacterized. NCBI's taxonomy places the organism in Eukaryota, Viridiplantae, Streptophyta, Magnoliopsida, Solanales, Solanaceae. The record is from RefSeq and is a predicted model, not a curated record.
AUGGACUUGGAGGUCAGGAUAACAAGGAAGAAGAGAGCGGGGCAUGGCCAGCCGAAGAUUAAGUGGGGAGCGUUGACUAAGAUUAAUGCUCGGGAGUUGGGGGAGAUGUUGUUGGCCAUGGGGGCCUGUAGGAGUAGUGGGGAUGUGAGUAACAUGUGGACCACGACAGCGAACUGCAUUAGAGAGGUUCUAGGGGUAACGAAGGGUUAUUUGGGAGGCCACAAAGGAGACUGGUGGUGGAAUGCGGAGGUCCAAAGAAAAGUGAAAGCUAAGAAAACGGCAUAUCUGAAGUUAGUGGAGUGCACAGACGAGGAGGAGAAGAAGACGUGUAGGGAGUGUUACAAGAAGGCAAGGAAAGAGGAUCUUGGGGAAAAAAGAGGCUAUAAGAAGUUGUUCAGGUUAGCCAAGAUUAGGGAGAGGAAGGCUCGGGACCUGGACCAAGUAUGGUGUAUCAAGGACAAAUAUGGUAAGGUUCUGGUGGAAGAGGCGUGUAUCUGGCAUAGAUGGCAGGAGUACUUCCAUAGGCUCUUGAAAGAGGGAAGGGACAGGAACAUCGUGCUAGGUGAGUUGGAAGAUUCAGGGAGUCAGAGGGAUUUUGGGUUUUGUAGUACGAAGAAGAUGCCCGAAGAUUGGCGGCAGAGUUUGAUGAUCCCGUUGUACAAAAAUAAAGGUGAUAUCCAGGAUUGUAACAACUAUAGGGGUAUCAAGAUGCUGAGUCAUACUAUAAAAGUAUGGGAGAGGGUGGUGGAGAUGAGGGUGAGACGUAGUGUUUCUAUUUCCGAGAACCAGCUCAGAUUUAUGCCGGGACGGUCGACAACAGAAGCCACUCACCUUAUGAGGAGAUUGGUGGAGCAGUACAGGGAGAGGAAGAAAGACUUGCAUUUGGUAUUCAUCGACUUAGAGAAGGCCUUUGAUAAAGUCUCAUGA